UGGUUGCGGUAGCAUUGUGGGGAGCUGAACUAGCAAACAAGCGAGUCGUGUUUUAUUCGGACAAUAUGGCCGUGGUGCAGGCAAUCAACAGUUUGUCGGCAUCUUCGCUUCCAGUCCUAUGCCUACUACGGCAUUUGGUGCUCCUCUGCAUGUCUUCCAAUUUAGUAUUCAGGGCUAGACACAUUCCGGGAUUCUCAAAUGUGGUGGCUGAUGCGCUUUCUCGUUUUCAGUGGGAUCGUUUUCGGGAAGCGGCUCCAGAGGCACGGGAAUGCGGGCAGGCUUGCCCAGACGAGAUGUGGCGACUCGGGACAUCGUGCUUGGGGAAUACAUAAAGAAAUCCUUGGCACCGAGCACGUGGUCAUCUUAUGCUAAGGUUUGGAAGGAAUGGGAGGAAACGGUUGAGGAGGUAGGUGGGGACCUUUCGGAGGGCCAUAGGCUGGAUGUCUUCCUAUGGUUGUUGUGCCGGUUGUUUGCAAAGGGGGCUUCGCCGGCCAUGGUGGACAGGCAUAUGUCCGCCUUGGCUUUCUGGUUUAAAUUUCAAGGGUGGGAAGAUUUGACAAAGCAUUUCUUGGUUCGACAGGCGGUUCGGGGUUUUCGGAGGGGGAAGACGUCGACGGACGUUAGGAGACCGGUGUCUUUUGCGGUCUUACAAGGUUUGGUGGGAAAGUUACCGGAGUUAUGUUCCUCGCCAUUUGAGGUGGUCCUUUUUUCUGGUGCGUUUGUCUGGGCGUUUUUUGGGGCGUUUCGGAUCGGGGAGCUGGUUAGCGCAAACAAAGUGGGAGUUGGUGGCUUGCAGCGCGAGGAUGUGGAAGUUAAGAGUGAUCGCGUGCAGAUUAGGUUGGGCCGAUCGAAAACUGAUGUUUUCGGCAAAGGCUGCUCCGUGGUGCUAUUCGAGUUGCCGGGAUCAGGGUUGUGCCCGGUGGCCUGCGGAUCAGGGUACCUGGGGAUCCGUCCUAACGUUAGCGGUUGUUUUUUCCUGCACGCUGACGGCACGGCGUUGUCACGGUUUCAAUUCAUUAGGAUUUUUCGUUUGGGCUUAGUGAAGCUGGGCCUGCAGCCCACGCAAUUCGGGUCGCAUUCGUUCCGUAUCGGUGCGGCUACAGAGGCGGCACGCUUGGGUUUGGGUGACGAGCGGAUCAAGAGGAUCGGACGGUGGGAAUCCGUGCGGUUUCGCUCGUAUGUGAGGCCCGACGGGAUGGUGGAGCUUUGAGGGGUUAAAUGGCCGGGACUGGGGGACAUUGGCUCUGCGGUGUAAUUAAUUUUGUCUCUUUUCAGGUUGGAAUGUUUGGUUGCUGGGACACUC
This is a messenger RNA of Pelobates cultripes (western spadefoot toad), 1303 nucleotides long. The record is from the annotation of a GenBank genome assembly. NCBI's taxonomy places the organism in Eukaryota, Metazoa, Chordata, Amphibia, Anura, Pelobatidae.